AAAUUUGGGAGAGAGGUGAUCAGGUUCCCUCACUGUGUGCACAUGAUACUGUCCCAGUUACUUGAGCGAUGUCCCCUCUCAUACCGUCACACUCUCAACGAGUCCAGACACACUCUGCGAUCCUCUUCAGCAUUCAGAAUCUGUGAAGUGAAGGAGUAUCUUCAACAGUCUUCUUCAAUUUUGGACUUAAGUGUCUCUUGACUGGACUGAAUAUUUGGGCCUGGUGCUGCAGAGCACGGAUCUUUCCUAUUUCUUCCCCCCCUGUCUCGCAACUCCCCAGCUACAGCGCCUGGCGGGAGGAAGAGACUGCUGACCCGCCAUGUUUCUCGCACUGGUUGUGACACCAGAGCUCAGGGAGUUCCUGGCCCGGGCAAAAGGUGGAGCAGUGCGCCUCAUCAAGGUGCGCAUCCAAGAUGAGCAGCUGGUGCUGGGGGCCUACAGAGAGCCUGAAAAAAGCUGGGACCAGGAUUAUGAUCACUUCUUGCUUCCUCUCCUGGACGACCAGGAGCCCUGCUACAUCCUGUACCGCCUCGACUCCCAGAAUGCACAGGGCUACGAGUGGAUCUUCAUAUCAUGGUCUCCUGACCAGUCCCCAGUGAAACAGAAGAUGUUGUACGCUGCCACUCGUGCCACAGUGAAGAAAGAGUUUGGUGGUGGGCAUGUGAAAUACGAGAUGUUUGGCACAGCUGAGGAGGACGUAUGUUUGAUCGGCUACCAGUGUCAUGUGUCGUCCUGCUCAGGUCCCGCCCCGCUCACAUUAGCUGAGCAGGAGCUCCAGAGGAUCAAAAUCACCGAGGGCCGGGUUAAACAGGUGAAGACGGAGAUCAGCGUGGAGAAUAAGCACCAGACACUUCAGGGCCUCGCUUUCCCUCUGCAGGAGACAGCCAAGAGAGCCCUGCAGCAACUUGCCCAAAAACGCAUCAACUACAUACAGCUGAGGUUGGAUGUAGAGAAGGAGACAAUCGAGCUGGUCCACUCCAACCCGACAGAAACAAGAGAUUUGCCCCGCAGAGUUCCCAAAGACACUCCCAGAUACCACUUCUUCCUUUACAAACACUCCCACGAAGGAGACUACCUGGAAUCUGUCGUGUUCAUAUACUCCAUGCCAGGAUACAGCUGUAGCAUUAAAGAGCGGAUGUUGUAUUCCAGCUGCAAGAGUCGACUGCUGGAGGAGGUGGAGAAAGACUACCACCUGGAAAUUGCCAAAAAGCUGGAGAUCGAUGACGGAGAUGAACUGACGGCGGAGUUUCUGUAUGAAGAGGUCCAUCCCAAGCAGCAUGCCCACAAACAGGCCUUCGCGAAGCCCCGCGGCCCAGCAGGAAAAAGGGGACACAAGCGCCUCAUUAAGGGGCCAGGAGAGACCAAACAGGACAGCUAGAGGCAGACAUGUUUUCAGUUCCAGCCCUCACGACUUUCCCAGACCUUCCAACACAUCGUCAGGCCCAGAGGAACGGCCGCAGUGAUAGAUUCCUCUGCUGUUUGUACUGAAACAAUUGUGCUUUUUAAAGAAAACAUGAUGAAAUAUCUUUAAUCUGUCUCCCCCAAAGGCAAAACAGAUGUCAUGGACAAAUAUAAAAACAUGUCUAAGGAAACAUAACAAGUAUAAGAAAAAAAGUCAUUUGUUUAUUGACGAUUUUCCUCUAUUUAAAGAAGAGUCCGGAGGCUGAAAACCAGACAGAUGGCCUUGUUAUUGUAAAGCUAAUCUGUCUGGUUGUUCCAGACUUAACGGUAUUAUAGACUUGCAUUGAAUUGUUAAUGCAUCGUCAGAUGUUUCAGUCCUCACGUCUAGCCUCAAGUACAGGUUUUGUAUCAACAGUGUUUGUAAGAAAUAAACCAUAUGAAAGGAAAUUCUAAAUAAAAUCUUGUUUAUACUGUGGUAUUACACUUUGGUACAGGUUUG
Acanthopagrus latus (yellowfin seabream) is the source of this 1900-nucleotide messenger RNA. RefSeq names its product twinfilin-2. Gene Ontology annotation, molecular function: actin monomer binding; actin filament binding. The record is from RefSeq and is a predicted model, not a curated record. Gene Ontology annotation, cellular component: actin filament; cytoplasm; myofibril. Gene Ontology annotation, biological process: barbed-end actin filament capping; positive regulation of neuron projection development; actin filament depolymerization. Lineage: Eukaryota; Metazoa; Chordata; Actinopteri; Spariformes; Sparidae. The coding region runs from base 320 to 1378 and encodes 352 amino acids. The transcript has 9 exons.